Messenger RNA from Fundulus heteroclitus (mummichog), 837 nucleotides. RefSeq names its product transmembrane protein 126A (gene tmem126a). Bases 142 to 750 code for a protein of 202 amino acids. The record is from RefSeq and is a predicted model, not a curated record. The transcript has a single exon. Lineage: Eukaryota; Metazoa; Chordata; Actinopteri; Cyprinodontiformes; Fundulidae. Gene Ontology annotation, biological process: mitochondrial respiratory chain complex I assembly. Gene Ontology annotation, cellular component: mitochondrion.
AAAACCCACGUUGUCAGAGCAGGGAAUUAUGGGAACAAAAUGUCUGCGCCCUGUCUUUUGCCCUGACAUCCAUUCAACCGCGUUUUUCUAGUAGACUUUCUGUUAUUAUUGGGGGUUUUCUUGCGGGCUUUAACCGAGAGGAUGUCUGAAAACGCCGAGCAGAAGAACGGAGCCGGGCUCUCCAGGACAGAGAUCGCUGAGAUGUUGAUGAAGAACUUCGAGAAGCUGCCUGACAUUGAUCAGAAGCUCUUCUCCUACGGACCCCUGUAUCUGGGAGGAAACGCCGGGCUGGGGGGGCUGAUCGCCAACAGCCUGUACCGGAGGGCUCUGAACGUCCGAGCGGCGCGCUUCGCCUCCAGCCUGCCCAUGGCCGUGCUGCCCUUCCUCGCCACCGCCUCCCUGUACCACGUCGCGGUGUCCCAGCCGCUGCUGGCCGGGGACCUCAACUGCCCCAGCUGCUCCCUGCUCAGGGGCGCGCUGGUCGGGGUGGUCGGCGGUGCCCUCUACCCGAUCCUGCUGGCUCUGCCGCUGAAUCUAGGCCUGGCGUCCAGAUACGGCACGGCUCCGCUGCCAGAGAAAGGCGCCAUGCUGCGGUACUGCGUGGACAUCGGCAGGCCCGUCUUCAACAAGAUGAGGGCAGUUCUUCUGCUGCAGGCUUUCUUCGGCACCUACCUGGGAUCCAGGCACUUCCAGAGUUACACCACCCUGGCCCACAUAACCUUCGGCCAGGGUGAGGAAAUGCACGACUGACUGAACUGUACCGAUGUUGUUUUAUACUGCUGGAAAUCUGCUUUACCUCUGGUUGUGUCCCAGGAAAUAAAAAGAAACGUGAACUCA